This is a messenger RNA of Aspergillus pseudonomiae, 966 nucleotides long. RefSeq names its product HD domain-containing protein. The record is from RefSeq and is a predicted model, not a curated record. The transcript has a single exon. Bases 56 to 769 code for a protein of 237 amino acids. NCBI's taxonomy places the organism in Eukaryota, Fungi, Ascomycota, Eurotiomycetes, Eurotiales, Aspergillaceae.
CCCACUCACCCCAAACAAAACACCCUUCUACUAAGUCUACACUCCAAAAACCAAAAUGUCCCCCUCAUCACUACCCCCCAACCUCAUCCCCGAAAUCUCCGCAUUCGUAACCAAAUGCAUGGCCUCGCACGACCCCUCGCACAACCCCCAACACGUGCACCGCGUCGUGUCAUUAGCCCAAAAAAUCCUGGCGCGCGAAACAACCCGCGCGGCCUCAGUGUACGAUGCCGACGUGGUGCACCUCGCGGCGCUGCUGCAUGACAUCGGGGACCGGAAAUAUCUGUCGCAAGUAGCGGCCAUCUCGGCCUCUAUUCAGGGCCGUGCCGCAGAAGAAGAGGCGGUGGAUCCGCAGCGGCUGGUGUAUUGUGUGCUUGUGGCGCAUGGGGCGGAGGAGGCCUUGGCGGAGAAGGUGCAGAUGAUUGUGUCGCAUGUGUCGUAUACGACGGAGAGGGCCAAGCCAGAGGAGGUGGGCAGGUUGAUUCGCGAGGGGUAUCCCGAGUUGGCGAUUGUGCAGGAUGCGGAUCGGUUGGAUGCUAUCGGGGCGGUGGGUAUUGGUCGGUGUUUUACUUUUCUGGGGGCGAAGGGGAAGAACUUUUGUCCUGAGGGAAUGUGGGUGAUGGAUAAUGCGAUUGAGCAUUUUGAGGAGAAGUUGGUGAGGCUGGAGAGUAUGAUGAAGACGGAGACUGGACGAGAGAUGGCCAGAGUGCGCACGGCGAGGUUGAAGGAGUUUCAGGAGUGGUGGGCGGACGAACUGAACGACGCCGCGUAGGAAGAUCGCUUUGUAUAAAGAUGGGAGAGAACAAGGAGUGAGAGCAUGCAAUGCAAUAUAAAUUAACCUAUAGACAUCAAGUCCGAAAUCAUGCUAUCCAGUCUAUCAAUUCUCAAUACACCAAUGGGUAUGUGACAGGUGACGAUAUUAUCUGCUGUGAAGGCACGCGCAAAGAGAAAGGAACGUAUGGCUCGAUC